CGCUACACCCGAAGGAAGAAACCUCAGGUUCGGUGUCAGGGAGCACGGCAUGGGAGCUAUCUGCAACGGUGUCGCACUCCACAGCCCUGGCUUCAUCCCUUACUGCGCGACGUUCUUUGUCUUCACCGACUACAUGAGAGCCGCGAUGAGAAUCGCGGCUCUCUCUGAAGCCGGUGUUAUCUACGUUAUGACGCAUGACUCCAUCGGUCUAGGAGAAGAUGGACCGACUCACCAGCCUGUGGAACACUUGUCGAGCUUCCGCGCCAUGCCUAAUAUCAUGAUGUUCCGUCCUGCUGACGGGAACGAAACAGCCGGCGCGUACAAAAUCGCUGUCGCUAGACGGAACACGCCUUCUGUUUUGGCCUUGUCUAGACAAAAGCUGCCUCAGCUUCCGGGAACGUCUAUUGAGAACGUUGAGAGAGGUGGAUACAUUCUUUCUGAUAACUCUAAUGGGAACAGACCCGAUGUGAUCUUGGUCGGAACUGGCUCGGAGCUGGAGAUUGCUGCUAAAGCUGGAGAGGAGUUGAGGAAAGAAGGGAAGAGUGUGAGAGUCGUUUCGUUUGUGGGUUGGGAACUGUUUGAUGAGCAACCGGAUGCGUACAAGGAAAGUGUGUUGCCAUCUGAUGUAUCAGCUAGAGUUAGUAUUGAAGCUGGAUCGACGUUUGGAUGGGGGAAGGUUGUUGGUGGGAAAGGGAAAUCGAUUGGAAUUGACUCGUUUGGGGCAAGUGCACCAGCGGGGAAGCUUUAUAAAGAGUUUGGGAUCACCAUUGAAGCUGUGGUUGCAGCAGCUAAGUCACUUAUCUAAAGAAGUAUAAGGGUUUGGUUUUGAAGUAAGAGAGGUUCUUCCAUAAGCAUUGUCUUCUUUGUCCAAGUAGAAAAAUGUAAGAGAGAAAAUAAAAAAUUGGUUUCUUGCAUGUGACGUUUGUAACUGAAACCAUGAACACAAUACUUAUAGCCAAUGAUCAAGGCGCUUUAUAUUGGAUUA
Brassica oleracea var. oleracea is the source of this 985-nucleotide messenger RNA. RefSeq names its product transketolase-2, chloroplastic. Gene Ontology annotation, cellular component: cytosol. The record is from RefSeq and is a predicted model, not a curated record. NCBI's taxonomy places the organism in Eukaryota, Viridiplantae, Streptophyta, Magnoliopsida, Brassicales, Brassicaceae. Gene Ontology annotation, molecular function: transketolase activity. Gene Ontology annotation, biological process: pentose-phosphate shunt.